CAUUGCAUGUUAAUUUCAUGUCGACGGUAGUUGAGGUAGUUGACCGAAUGCCGGCCACGUCAACCUUAAGCGAAGGCGGAGAUGAAAAACCUAAAAAGAGGAAAGAUAAGGACGAAAUCAAAAAAGAAAAAUGGUUCUGUGGAUGCUGCAAGUGUGCGAGCUAUGAAUCUGAAGAAGCAUAUCUCUACGCCUUUGAUUUCGACCAUACCAUUGUUGACCAAAACUCAGACACGGCGGUCAUGGAGGUCAUUCACGACCCCGUUCCUUCAAAUCUGACGAGGCUGUUCGACGGGACCAACUGGGAAGAAUAUAUGGAAGGCGUGUUCAAGUUCGUGGCUGAAGAAGGAGGAACUUAUGAGAUAAUUGCUGACAAAAUUCGACAGCUACAGGCUACUGAAGGAAUACCACAUCUACUUCACAAAAUUGUAAUGGCCCGACGAUCACUACAUCAUGGUUCUAAGCUCAUAAUUGUGUCAGACGCCAACUCGUUCUUUAUCGACACGUUCUUAUCCAACUUGAAGCCUCCUGUUACUCCGGAUUUGGUCAUUACCAACCAAGCGGACAAGACGGAAGAGGGUUUUCUCAAAUUGACUCCUUUCGAGACCCAGACGGAAUGUACUUUCUGUCCCAGAAAUUUGUGCAAGGGGACCGCACUAUUGAAAUAUAUUGGAAAGAAGGGUCCUUUUCAAAGGGUUUAUUACACUGGAGACGGAGGCAACGAUAUUUGUCCAGCGACUAAAUUGACAGAGAUGGAUGUGGUAUUUGUUAGAAAGAAUUUUGCGAUGGAUAAGAUUUUGAAGCAUGGAUCAUGGAAAGGACAACAGUUGAAUAUAAAAGCAAAAAUAGUUUUCUGGGAGGUGGGGAAGGAAAUUGAACGAGAGAUGAUAUUCUGAUUUUGACUGAAGAAAACUUGAGAUUGCAAUUAUGUAUGCAUGCACGCAAGAGGGUAAUAAGUAUUCACUGUUAUAAAUUCCUAUGUGAAAUACGUAUGGCUACAUGGCAUUAUAUCAAUCCAAGUAAAUAUGUUAUAGGUAUUUCUAUGCAAUAAAAUGUCAUA
Folsomia candida is the source of this 1057-nucleotide messenger RNA. RefSeq names its product pyridoxal phosphate phosphatase PHOSPHO2. NCBI's taxonomy places the organism in Eukaryota, Metazoa, Arthropoda, Collembola, Entomobryomorpha, Isotomidae. Gene Ontology annotation, molecular function: phosphatase activity. Bases 18 to 893 code for a protein of 291 amino acids. The transcript has 3 exons. The record is from RefSeq and is a predicted model, not a curated record.